This is a messenger RNA of Aspergillus puulaauensis, 1176 nucleotides long. Its product is annotated as agmatinase. The record is from RefSeq and is a predicted model, not a curated record. The transcript has 6 exons. Gene Ontology annotation, molecular function: agmatinase activity; metal ion binding. NCBI's taxonomy places the organism in Eukaryota, Fungi, Ascomycota, Eurotiomycetes, Eurotiales, Aspergillaceae. The coding region runs from base 1 to 1176 and encodes 391 amino acids.
AUGUUUCUCUCAAUUGCAACCCUUUUUGCCUUUUCAGCAGUGGCGUCUGCCCACGGCAACCACCAGACACCUCUUACAGGCCCACUGCAAAAGUUGUGGUACAACACACUCCCUGGCGAUGGCGGCACUCAGGCCGACUCUGUCUUCUCUGGUAUCUCAACCUUCGGGCGUCUUCCAUACUUCCCAUGUCUCGCCAGCGAGGAAGAGAAAUUCGACAUUGCCUUCAUUGGUGCCCCAUUCGACACUGGCACUUCCUACAGACCGGGCGCGAGGUUCGGGCCCAGCGGCAUCAGGCAAGGUUCUCGUCGCCUCAAUCUCUACGGCGGUUACAAUGUUCCGCUGGAGGCAAACCCGUUCAGCAAUGAGUUGAGGGUCUUGGACUGUGGUGAUAUCCCAGUUACUUCAUACGACAAUGCCUGGGCCAUCCAGCAGAUCGAGCAGGGCCAUAACAGCUUGUUGAUGCGCAAGCCCUACACCAGUUCCAACGAUGCUGGGCCCUCUCGGGCAGGCAAGACCCUUCCACGUAUAAUUACGCUUGGAGGUGACCACACCAUUACACUGCCGUUGCUGCGCAGUAUCAACAAGGCAUACGGGCCGGUCACUGUCAUCCACUUCGACAGUCAUCUGGACACCUGGAAGCCAAAAGUGUUCGGUGGCUCACCAAGCCAGGUUGCAUCCAUCAAUCACGGAACCUACUUCUACCACGCCGCCAUGGAAGGCCUCUUGAGAAACGACACCAACAUCCACGCCGGCAUCCGCACCACACUAUCCGGCCCCUCAGACUAUGACAACGACGGUUACGUCGGCUUCGAAAUUGUCGAAGCCCGCGAAAUCGACACAAUCGGAACUGACGGCAUCAUCAAGAGGAUCCGGGACAGAGUCGGCACCGACAACCCAAUCUACCUUUCCAUCGACAUUGAUUCCAUUGAUCCGGCCUUUGCCCCUGGAACUGGUACGCCAGAGACUGGCGGCUGGUCGACUCGUGAAAUCCGCACGAUUAUCCGCGGACUCGAUGGGCUGAACUUGAUCAGUGCGGACAUUGUUGAGGUUGCUCCAGCUUAUGAUACGAAUGCUGAGCUGACGACUAUGGCUGCUGCUGAUGUUCUUUAUGAGGUUCUCACUAUUAUGGUGAAGAAUGGUCCUCUUACUGUUGGAGACUCGAGGGAGGAUUUGUAA